AUGGGCCCGCUGCUGCUGCUGCGUGUCUUCACCACCAACAACGGGCGCCACCAUUGCAAGGACAAGUUCUGCGGGAAUGUGCCAUCCAGUGAGCUGCAGAUCUACACCUGGAUGGAUGCAACCUUGAAAGAACUGACUAGUUCAGUAAAAGAAGUCUACCCAGAAGCUAGAAAGAAGGGCACACACUUCAACUUUGCAAUUGUUUUUACGGAUAUGAAAAGACCUGGCUAUCGGGUGAAGGAGAUCGGCAGCACCAUGUCCGGGAGAAAGGGGACUGAUGAUUCCAUGACCCUGCAGUCGCAGAAGUUUCAGAUAGGAGAUUAUCUGGACAUAGUGAUCACCCCUCGAAUUGGGCACCACCUCCUUCAGAGCGCAUGA
Myotis myotis is the source of this 378-nucleotide messenger RNA. Its product is annotated as histone deacetylase complex subunit SAP18-like. The transcript has a single exon. Gene Ontology annotation, biological process: negative regulation of DNA-templated transcription. Lineage: Eukaryota; Metazoa; Chordata; Mammalia; Chiroptera; Vespertilionidae. The record is from RefSeq and is a predicted model, not a curated record. Gene Ontology annotation, cellular component: nucleus. The coding region runs from base 1 to 378 and encodes 125 amino acids. Gene Ontology annotation, molecular function: transcription corepressor activity; transcription factor binding.